Thunnus maccoyii (southern bluefin tuna) is the source of this 2972-nucleotide messenger RNA. Its product is annotated as zinc finger protein 345-like. Lineage: Eukaryota; Metazoa; Chordata; Actinopteri; Scombriformes; Scombridae. The coding region runs from base 16 to 2433 and encodes 805 amino acids. The transcript has 8 exons. The record is from RefSeq and is a predicted model, not a curated record. Gene Ontology annotation, cellular component: nucleus.
CAGACGGUGGCGAUAAUGCGCCAUGACCUUUGUUUGCUAACCGCCAUAAACCUCAAGAAGAAGAAGAAAAAGAGGCAGACGAAGAAGAAGAAGAAGAAGACUACGCUCACUCAACAAAACAAAAUGUAUGCUAGUUUUGAAGAGAGGUUGUGCGAGGAGAUCCGCCGUUACCCGCAUUUAUAUAACUCGUCUUUGAAGGAAUACAAAGACAGCCAACUGUUAUUGAACUCAUGGCGGGAAAUCGCGCAAACGCUUGGGAGAGAUGAGACUGCCUGUCGUCAAAAGUGGAAAUAUCUGCGAGACAGAUAUGUAAGGGCCAAGAGAAAGCUGAAAGGCAGGAAUGGCAGGGUUGCCUACCCACCUCCCAUUAUUACCAAGUUAGACUGGCUCGCUGACUUCAUCAAGCAUCGUGCCACGGACCCGAACUUUCCAGGAGAGUGCGAAGGAUCUAGUGAACCUAUGGUGUUGCAGUUGGAGUGCAUUGCUGCUGGUCCUCCUGCUGAACAAGUCCCUCUGUGUUCAGCAAGGAACCUUUCCCUGCCUGUUCUGGGAGAACCAUUGCUGCCCUCGGCAUCCCAAGAAACUGCACCAUCUUCUCUCUACCUGCAUCUGUCAUCAGAUUCUCAUCUUCCUCUGUCAUCCCUGCGCCUCCUGGUUCCCCCACUAAGGUUGAUGUCAGCCUGUAUGUGGCAGGUGGCCCUGGAGCGAAACGUGGAACAAUAUGGAAAACUAGCUGAAUUCAUCACGUUGGUGACAGAGAUGGUCCCCGAGCUCAUGAACUACAAGCAGAGGACUCAGCUGAUCCUGGGACUAAGAUCUCGGGUCAUCUUGGAAUUUCUAAAGAAGGUGGAUCCCAUUGACUGUGAUGCUAUCCAGGAACAGCUCAACAUUUUCCAAAACGGCACAACAAAUUGCAAGGUGGAAGAGGAUGAAGAUGGAGAAGUGGAGAUAUCAAAGUCAGCAUUUGUGGAGCUGGUUCAAACGUUACUCCGUGACAAAUAUGAAAAGGAUAAAUUUCUCAAGGAUGUGUUCCCAGACCUGUAUGGACCCCGUUUCGAUACAGUGUUGCAGAUCCUCUUGUGGGAGUUCCUCUACCGACUAGAAGAAUUCCUCUCAAUACCAAGUUUUUCAAAGGUGUCCUCCAUGUUUGACCUGUCUUCCUUUGACUUCCAUUUUGAGCAGUUUGUCUCUGAUCAUGAGGAUCUGAAGAAGAUUCUGCAGCAUCAGAAACAGCGACAAAAGUUGACUAAAAGUGAGUUCUCCUUCAUGUCGGACACUAUUUUAUCCACACUUGCAUCUAAGCAGACAUCAGUGGCAUCAGAAGAUCACAUUGAUAGUAUAAUAAGUGGGAAAGGUGGUGACAGCAGUGAUGAAGAGACUGACGACAGUUCCAGUGAAGUUAAUCCAUACACUCGGCCGCAGGACUGUGGACUGUCACCACUCACUUCUUCUCCUUGUUCUGAAGAAGGUGGUGCAGCAAGUGACAGUGAAACAGUUGGUGAAGCCUCCUUCCAGCAACCUAGAUGCUCAAAAAGGUCAAUGAAAGGAGCAAAGGAACAUCUGGAACUGAGUAGAAACAAGGAGCCAUCAGAAGAGAGCACGAUCAAGUCCUCAACAGAAGGCAGAUCUGAUGUCUCCCCUCCGUUCAGGGAGGACGCCAUAAGAGCCAAUAAAAACACCUGCCUGGAGUGUGGCAAGACUUUCGCAUCUCGUUCCAAAUUAAAAAAACAUUGUUCCGUUCACUCUUCGGAGCGACCUUUCAAGUGCACUCAGUGCGAAAAGACAUAUAAAAGUCCUAAAGAUCUCAAUCAGCAUUUCCUUAUUCACUCUAACUCUGGAGGGCUGUCCUUCGCUUGCAGCCUUUGUGAGAAGAAAUUUAGGUUUCACUCUUCGCUUACAGUUCAUCUGCGACGUCAUAAUGGAGAAAGGCCAUUCCCCUGCUCGUACUGCAACAAGAGGUUCCUGACAAAAUCAGUUUUGAAGUCCCACAUGCGCAUUCACACUGGUGAACGCCCGUAUGCCUGUACUUUUUGCGACAAGAAAUUCACACAGCCAUAUCCGCGCACUGUUCAUCUCAGGAUGCAUAUGAAAGAGAAGCCGUAUCUGUGCAGCACCUGUGGUAUGUCUUUCUGUAGCUCCGGCGCCCUGCUGGUGCAUUCACGAACUCACACGGGGGAGCGGCCUCAUCAGUGUGAAUCCUGCGGAAAAAGUUUCGUCUCAGCUGCACAGCUAAUAGUACAUCGUAGGUACCACACAGGAGAGAGGCCAUAUCCUUGCUCACAAUGUGACAAAUCCUUUCACUGUAGUUCAGGACUGAAGAAACACAUGAGGACGCACACGGGAGAGAAACCUCACCAGUGUUCAACGUGUCACAAGACGUUUUCACAAAAAUCUAACAUGAAGAUACACCUCAAAGUCCACAGGACUGUCUAGCAUGCUGUUGUGGAGGUUUUUAGCGACAGGUUGUUUUCAUGUGCACUGUAUCUUAAGUAAUAGAUGACAAUAGUGCAUUUUUAUAUCAGUAAAUUACUAACAACAUGUAUGUCUCAAUGUGUAUGUAAAUACAGACUUGGGAUACUGAAAUAUUACACGUUGUAGUGAAUGUAAACACACCUCAUGUUUUGUGGGGACUAUAUUAUUAAAGAGCAUAAGGUUUUGUGUUAUACCCUUGUACCUUAUCGGACAAAGCGCUUUACAAUUUUUGCCUCUCAUUUACCCAUGCAUACACACACACACACUGAUGGUGGCAGAGCUUCCAUGCAAGGUGCUGGCCUGACCAUCGGGAGCAACAUGGGGUUCAGUGUCUUGCUCAAGGACACUUUGACACAUGGGCAGGAAAAGCCGGGGGAAUUGAACCAGCCACCCCUAAUGUGUUGACUAGAGAUUUUAAAUGCUGCUUUAUUUUAUCUCUUAAGAUACUCAAUUAUAGAUAUUUCAGAAUUACGGUAAUAAACUUUGGGGUUUUCACGAUA